AUGCCUCGCUUCCGCGCCCAGCUCGUGAUGGCGAGCGCCGUAGGGACGACAUCGAAGCUCGUGCACUCGAAGCGACACGGGGAGCUCGUACUGGACGCUAGUACACAGAGUGUGAAGAUCAUCUACCCGCGUGUGAACAGGUUUUUCUACCGCAAGUUCGAUCAGCCGCGGAAGUGCGUCGUGAGUCGAAGGUUACUUCAAGUGAUUGCAAGCAACGGCAAACAGCGAUUCAUGUGCCGCUUUGUCUGUGAGGAAGACGCGACCAAGUGUGUUGAAACACUGCGAAGCUUUGGAGUUGAGGUCAUUGUGGUGGAUGAGAAGUCGCUGCUGUCGAGUAGGCGGGUCGUUACGACGCAGGAAGAGAGCGUUAUGGCCGGAGGUGAAGCUGCUUUGCAAACUCUUCGCGAGUCAUCGCCAGGAUCGAUACGAACCGAAGUUCGAGACUACAGGCGUUCGUCUCAGCUGCAAGACGACACCAAAGUUAUUCUGCGUGCGAUGUUCAGCAUUGACUGUUGA
Messenger RNA from Peronospora matthiolae, 516 nucleotides. The record is from the annotation of a GenBank genome assembly. Lineage: Eukaryota; Oomycota; Peronosporomycetes; Peronosporales; Peronosporaceae.